AUGCCUCUCGAACUCGCCGAAGAAUGGCAGGCUUUCGAAGCCAUGCUUGGGACGCGGCCCAAGAUCGCCGGCAAAGAUAUACCGGACAUCAGGGCGAACAUUGAGAAAACGCGAGCGGGAGUACCGCCGCCCGGUCCUAGCGAGAAUGACGAGCAGCUCGAGCAAUUCCCCGUUCGAAUCUACACGCCCAAAGAGGCCGGGAAGGUCACGCAUCUCGCUGUAUUUUUCUUGAGUGUCUUGCCGCUCAUUGAUGAUCAAGGCUUACCGUUCUGUGCAGACGGUGGCGGGUUCUGCGUGGGCGACUUGGACGGCGAGGAUGCCUUCGUGCGCUUCAUCGCGGACCAAGCGUCCUUGACUGUUGUGUCGGUUGGAUAUCGCCUGGCGCCUGAGUAUCCGUGGCCAGCGUCUCGCGACGACUGCAUUGCCGCGACGAGAUGGGCUCUCGACAAAUUUGCAACGUCCGAAAGUAUCGACACGUCCAAAUUCGUGCUCUGUGGAACCUCCGCCGGUGGCCAACUGGCCCUUAGCACUGCCGCCGCGUUGAUCCAAUCUGGACUACGGCCGCACGGCAUCGUUGCUCUGGCGCCCUUGACGGUUGGGGAGAGCGCAGUGCCACCCGAGCUGAAACCACGGUACCAGUCAAUGACGGAGAACGCAGAUGGCCCCGUGGUAGACAAGACUCUGAUCGACCAAUUCAUGCGAGCAAAUGGCCAUGAUGACGCAGACCCGUCGUUCUCGGUGCUCCUGUCUCCCGUUCUCUCGGAAUUUCCAAAGACUUAUAUCGUGACCUGUGGAGCGGACACGUUACGCGACGACGGCAGACUUCUGCAAUCGGAGCUGGCGAAACAUGGUGUUCCCGUUCAACACGAUGACUAUCCCGGCUAUCCCCAUGUGUUCUGGGCAAUGCCAGGCUUGAAAGAAACGGCGAAAUUCCAAGCAAACCUUGUGACUGGCUUCAAGUUCGUCUUGUCCUGA
Messenger RNA from Capronia epimyces CBS 606.96, 975 nucleotides. RefSeq lists its product as uncharacterized. NCBI's taxonomy places the organism in Eukaryota, Fungi, Ascomycota, Eurotiomycetes, Chaetothyriales, Herpotrichiellaceae. Bases 1 to 975 code for a protein of 324 amino acids. The record is from RefSeq and is a predicted model, not a curated record. The transcript is spliced from 7 exons. Gene Ontology annotation, molecular function: hydrolase activity.